Pseudocercospora fijiensis CIRAD86 is the source of this 2469-nucleotide messenger RNA. RefSeq lists its product as uncharacterized. Gene Ontology annotation, molecular function: pseudouridylate synthase activity. The record is from RefSeq and is a predicted model, not a curated record. NCBI's taxonomy places the organism in Eukaryota, Fungi, Ascomycota, Dothideomycetes, Mycosphaerellales, Mycosphaerellaceae. The coding region runs from base 1 to 2469 and encodes 822 amino acids. The transcript is spliced from 3 exons.
AUGACCAGCGAUGUUGUUAAUAAUGGCAUUGAAGACCGACUGUGGAGGCAAGACACCAUACCGCGCGAAAACCUCGAAGACUUUGCGAAUGAGAGCAAGCACACUGUCAACAAGCCCUUUCCGCUUCUUUGGCUCGAUAUCGGCAACCCCGGGAAGCCGAAAAAGUUCUGUGAUGGUGAUUAUAAGCAGACCGGUAGCGUUGGCCAAGACAGUACCAGAACAGCCGAGCUGCAGAUAUAUCGCGGCAAUGACCGUACGCAGAGUAGCGAUCUGGGAAUGGAAACUGCUCGACACCGAAGCAUAGCGUCAAACUCGAGAUACUUCCAGGUCUCGGAAGAAGUCCGACAAGCCAUCUCCGAGAAGAAGCCCGUCGUAGCAUUGGAAAGCACCAUCUACACUCACGGCUUCCCGUAUCCCGAAAACUUGGCUCUAGCAUCGAGACUGGAAUCGCUUGUCAGGACCAAUGGAGCCGUUCCAGCAACCAUAGGCAUACUGGAAGGCGUGGCACGAGUUGGUCUGCGCACCGAUGAGCUGAGGAGGCUGAUUGCAGAACCGGGCUCACCCGAUCUGCUGAAAGUCUCGAGGCGAGAUCUUGCCUUCGUGCUUGGUCUCAAGAAUUCCCAAGGGAAAUCUUUCAAUGGAGGCACGACGGUCUCCGGCACAAUGGUCUUGGCACACAUGGCCGGCAUCAAGAUCUUUGGCACAGGAGGACUUGGAGGUGUUCACAGAGGGGCAGAACAGACUAUGGAUGUCUCUGCUGACCUUACCGAGCUUGGUCGCACUCCCGUCGCUGUGAUCUCGUCAGGAUGCAAAUCGUUUCUGGAUAUACCCAAGACGCUGGAAUAUCUAGAAACACAAGGCGUGGCUGUGGCGACCUUUGCGGAUGGCAGAACAGGAAAUGUCGACUUCCCUGCUUUCUACACACGUGAAAGUGGAAUUAAGAGCCCGAUGGUGUUGGCAGAUGAAGAGGCUGCUGCGCGUGUAGUCAUGGCUCAGCAGACACUCGGUCUUCAGUCUGGUCUACAUUUUGCCAAUCCGAUACCAGAACAGCAUUCUGUAGCCUUUGAGGUCAUGGAGAAAGCGAUCAACCAGGCGUUGGAAGCAGCCUUGACGGCAGGUGCCACUGGGAAUGCCGCCACGCCAUAUAUACUCGCAAAAAUCAAAGAAAUUACUGGUAGCAAGAGUGUUGAAGCAAAUACAGCACUGGUAGAGGCAAAUGUGGUGAGAGCUGCUAAGGUGGCUGUGGCGCUACAAAGAUUGGAGCAGAACCAGCCAACCGACAUCUUCGUCGCCGGAAGCCUCGCCGUCGACCUCGCAUGCGACUUCACCCCACGCCCCGAUUCAAACCUCCAAUCCCCCGAACUCCAAACCUCCAACCCAGCCCAAAUCGCCCAAUCCCUAGGCGGAGUCGGCCACAACGUCGCCCGCGCCGCGCAUCUACUAGGCGCCAAAGUCCGUCUCUGCAGCGCAGUAGCCGACGACCUAACCGGAAAAUCCGCCCUGGAAGCCCUCACCUUCGCCGAAAUGUCCACAGCCGGAAUCAAAACCCUGCCCACCACCUCCGGCCACCGUACAGCCCAAUACAUCGCCAUAAACGACAAAUCCAAGAAUCUAGUCCUCGCAAUGGCCGAUAUGAGUAUCCUGGAGAAAGUCUCGACCGAAAUAUUCGAAAAGUUCUGGAGACCGCAACUUCACGCUACGAACCCUUCGCAUCUCGUUGUGGACGGGAAUUGGGGGUCGGAAUACUUAUCCCUCUGGCUCUCAUCAACGACGAAAACAUUCGUAUCAUUCGAACCCGUCUCUGCACCCAAAAGCAUCACCCCUUUCCUCCUUCCCCCUAACACCUUAUCAGUCUUUCCAAAUCCUUCAAUCCACCUCACAACCCCCAACACCCACGAACUUGUGAGCAUGCACACCGCCGCUCGUAAGAAUGCUCUCUUCACUCGCCCGGACUGGUGGAAAAUCCUCGAUUCCUUCGGCAUCCCUUCCUCAGGAGCCCGGUCACAACUCUCGUUACUCACAACCCCAAAACUUGUUGAUGAAGGAAUUCCGCAAAUGUGUAUACAAUUACUACCUUUUAUCCCAUGCAUCCUCACCAAACUCGGUUCCGAGGGUGUCUUGUUGACGCAAAUCAUCCCGUCUGGAGAUCCAAGACUUGGAGAUGGAGAGUAUGCGCCUUAUAUCCUAUCCCGAAACCAAAACCAGAACGAGGACCAGGAGGGGAGUGCGGUUGGGGGCGUGUAUAUGCGGUUAUUCCCAGCAAUCGAGAAAGUUCGGGAUGAGGAAGUUGUGAGUGUGAAUGGAGUUGGGGAUACGUUUCUAGGGACUUUGUUGGCUGGGAUGGUGAAGAAGGGAAAGGAGGGGAGGGUAGAGGAUUUUGUGGAUUUUGCGCAGAGGGGAGCGGUUUUGACGUUGAAGAGUCGGGAGAGUGUGAGUCCGGGGUUGGGGACUCUGAGGGCAUUGUUGUGA